Messenger RNA from Mercenaria mercenaria, 1259 nucleotides. RefSeq lists its product as uncharacterized. The transcript is spliced from 7 exons. The coding region runs from base 1 to 1239 and encodes 412 amino acids. The record is from RefSeq and is a predicted model, not a curated record. NCBI's taxonomy places the organism in Eukaryota, Metazoa, Mollusca, Bivalvia, Venerida, Veneridae.
AUGGCCUUUCAGUACGUCCUCGAGGUAUUGUAUUGGUUCUCGGCCUGCCGUCCUCGAGUCUGGAAUGAUUACGAAGAACGCAUUCAUGGUCUUGGUUCCGUUCCAGUUUUGACGGUCGUGCAAUAUACACCUGCAUGGACUGUGCCACUCAGUGGAUGGGUGUCAGAGGGUCAGGGUUCGAGUUCACGUCCAAUAAAUAACCCGGACCUAUAUUGGGGAGGUCUGGUCUACGGAGUGGAUAGCCAAUAUAUCAGAUUGUGGGCUCCGUCUUCCGGCCAAGCAAACUACGGAAUAUUUAGUUUCUGUGACGGUUGGGGUUACGAUGUACGAGGUGGCGACUGCUCAUACAUCCGGGCCUCUGUAACUAUCACAAUGUGGAUGGACCUGUCCGCUACAGAAACCUACAGUCAUACAGAAUUACAUGACAUCAGUGAAAUAAGCGGAAUGCACGAAUUUUCCUUGUUUCCAGCCCAUUCUAUUGAUGUUGAUAAUGACAUUGUUACUGUAGCGUCUUUGGCUACUGAUGGUUCAAAUAAUGGGUAUCAAUUCUACGGCACAGGUGCCGCCAUGGUAGAUAACGCCGAUGGAUGUGGUGGACUCGUGUACGCAUACUCAAACGUCACUUCCGCUUUAAGAGUCUGGCAUCCAAUAGGUGUCAACUCUAAAAUCAUUCACGUAGAAGGCAUGGGUGGAGGAACAUAUAAUCAAAUGUCAAAUCAGGCGAAUAUUGCAAUCAGACUUUUCAAAGUGUCUAACUCUGUUAUAAACUAUUGUGCUGGUGUGGCAGCUGACCCUGGGGUCAACACAAAUACGACCUUGACCUCACUGGUAGACGGUUGCAUGGCAACGUACACGUGUCACUCUGGAUAUAAUCAUAUUUCCGGGAAUCUCAUGCGUGUCUAUGACUAUUCACUGAAUAUAUGGAAUGGGACAGUACCAGAAUGUCAAGCACCGCCAGCAACAUCAACCGAAUCUGGAAGUGUGUGUUUUAACCUUACUACCGUAGUUAACAUCACUGCAGUGGUACGUAUUGCCAAUGAAAUUGUCGCAAAUCUUACAGUUCCAGCUAAAACAACGUCGAAAUAUCUAAGAAGCUUAACGAGUGCUGAAGAUAGUCGAAAAUCAUCAACAAUGAUUGGCAUGGCUGGAGCGGGAAUAUGUGCGCUUACAGUAGGUCUUCUAGUCAUACCAGAUAUGAUAACAGCUUCUAGGUUUUUAAUAAGAAGAAUAAGGAAAUAAGUUUUAAAAUAUCUAUCCUA